Molecule: messenger RNA, 936 nt
Organism: Symbiodinium sp. CCMP2592
Lineage: Eukaryota; Dinophyceae; Suessiales; Symbiodiniaceae
Source: the annotation of a GenBank genome assembly
AUGCAGAAAGUGGAUGAUCUCCAGCUCACGCCACGAUCGAGGGCUCUAGCCGAAGCAAAGGACUUCGGCAGCCUGCCUGGCAGCGCUACUGCUCUGGAGACGCGAGCUUCGGCAGAUGCGGGAGCACAGGAGCGCGUGUUUGUCCGCAGCCGGCCAUCGCCGGUCGUGGAUGUGACGAAGGCUCCGAAAACCUCGAGUUUGGCCGAGGCGGCUGCCUGGCAUCUCACAAAGCGCCGGGAGGUUCAGGCCAUGCGGGCACCCGAGGCCAAACCAUCGAGGCGCACCCGCCUCACGGAUCAACCGCCUGAGCCACCACGAGCUACCAGCAGGCGCUUGGCCCAUGCCAAGACGCUGCCUGCACGCCCACGUCCGCAGGUCUCUGAUCCUCGCAAGCCUAGGGGAUGUGUGGCUGCGCACCAGCGGAAGGAGGCACCGGGGCUGCCGGCCACAGAGAAGUCUCGGCGGUUGGAGAAGGCACUGACGGGCGAGCUUCCCGCGCCGGCCAGCUGGGCCGUAGCAGAGAGUCAGGUAAACUGGGCCGUGGACGAUGUGCUGCUGGAUCUGAGCAAAAAGGACCAAGACCUGUCCGAGUUGAUCCUCCCAGCUGACACCUCCACAGUUGAGAACAUCAGUCUCGAAGGGGAGGAGGACGAGAGCAAAGAGGAGGAGGGAAACGACGAAGACUUUGAUGCCUCCCCAUUUUCGGGUCUGGCAUUCCGCGUGACCAAGCUCCCUGAGGAGGCGACCUCCAGCGAGCUUCGGAAAAUGUGCCAAGAGCUGGAGCUCAAGGUGAUUCGUCUCCGACUCUCUGGUGACUCAGCAGAAGUGCUGGUCGGCCCGUUGCCAGAGCCAGAGCGGAGCAGGCGGAUGCACCUGCUCUCUUGCUUGCUGGAGAGCGCUGGCUGUUGCAUCACGGUCUCCGAGAACGAGAUCUGA